CGGCUGCUGCUAUUCAUCGAUGUUUGCUUCUAUAAUUGCUUGUCUUUCAUCGAUCGAUUAGUCAUGUGUUUCAAAUGCAAAUCAAAUCGUUGUGCAGCUAUUGAACAACUGUGCGGUUUAUAAUUCCCACUGCGUGUUUCCGCUCCAGACCGAGGCCCUGCUGCCUCACCGCACUGAUGACAAACACUCAGAUAAACCGAGAUAUGACUCGGACUGGGGUUUCUUUCUUCCUCUGCUUCUUCUUCUUUCCUCCCAAGCAGAAUUUCCCGACCAGCUCAGAUGCGCAUUCAUUCACUCAGGCUGCUGAGCUGCCAGUUUUCCUCCGGAGGACCGAGGGACGGGCGGACUGAGGGACGGAGCCGCUCCGGGCUGAAUUACAUGCGCAGUCCUGCCGUGAAUCACACAUCACCACGGCAACCGGCGUUCACACCGAGUCCCCGUCAGCAUCAGUGUGGUCCGAUCCCAUCCACACACACACACACACGGCCGACAGGACAGCACCGAAAAACGCUAUCCGUCCAGGCAUUUUCGUGCACCCGAGCAGCCAUGGUGAAGCUUGGAAGUAAUCUGUCUGAUAAGCUGGAGAAGCAGCCGUCUGCGGACGACGGCUUUGAUAACAUCCCCCUCAUCACACCCCUGGAGGUCAGCCAGCUUCAGCAGCCAUUCGCAGAAAAGGUCAUUGUGAAGACGUCGACACAGUAUCAGCUGCAGCAGCAGAAGAAGAACAAGCUGUAUGUGCCCAGCAUCAAGAAGCUGAAUAUCAACUUCUACAGUGAUGUUUCAGAUAAAGCCAAGAUCACAGGUCUGAUCUUCAUCACUUUGGCCUUUCUGACCAGCCUGCUCCUCCUGCUCAUGUACAAAGCCAUGUGGUAUGACCAACUUACCUGCCCAGAGGGUUUCAUCCUGAAGCAGAAGCACUGCACCCCGGCAGCUCUGGAGAUGUACUACACAGAGCAGCAACAGCAGCAGGAGCCAGGCUUCCACGGCAGCGCCAACAGGGGGCUGUACGCGGCCCUCAGCCACCUCAGCCAGGUCAAGAGGACGGGGCCUGAGCUGCCACCACCAUGGUUACCAGUCAUCACCGCCAUGAAGGAGGCUGAGCUGGCCAAACAAGGCAGCGAGCCGCUGAAAGGAGCGCCGGAGGGCGAGGAGUGAAGGAGCUGAGGGAAAUGAUGAUGAUGGGGCGGUAGUUUAGGUUAUUUUUCAACCGUCUGUGUGCGUGUGUGUGUUCAGGAUUUAUUUCCCCUUUUCCUCGCACAGGUCAAUAUAUCACUUGGUGCUCCAAAACCUGGAAGGUGUCUGCACAUCUACUGAAAAUGUAAACCACAACUUUACUCGUUUUCAAUGCAGUUAUAUUCAGUUCAUAUUUAAAAAAAAAAACAAACAGCAAGCUAAUACCCAACUGUGGUAGUGUGUGCGUGUGUGUGCAUGUGUGUGCGUGCGUGUGUGUCUGUGUGCGGUGAGUUGUUGAGGUUAGAGGCAGGAAUGUUAUUAAAGUGUUGGAGAAUGUGCCUGACUUUUACAGUGUUACCGAAUCAUGACUAAACUCUGCCAUCUGCAUGUUUGUGUGAGUAUGUGUGUGUGUGUGUGUGUGUGUGUGUGUAUGUGUGUGUGUGUGUGUGUGUGUGUGUAAAAACAGUACGCUGUAGAUGCUGUAAUGCAUAUGAGAAGAUAUGUACUAUAUACAUAUUACAGUCAUGUGCACUGUGUGUGUGUGUGUGUGUGUGUGUGUGUGUGUGUGUGUGUGUGUGUGUGUGUGUGUGUGUGUGUGUGUGUGAGAGCACACUAUUGUGUACUUGUGUGAGAAAGUCGGAGGUGAGAGAAGAGAAGCGAGAGCUCGGAGUGCGAAGUGAAGAUAACAAGUUUUUAAUGAGAUCAUGAGUUUCUCCUCAUCACUCCGUCUCGUUAUCUCGCCGUCUAUUCAUUUAGUUUCAGAGGAGGACGUAUGAAAUCAUCAGCGAAUGUGCUCACAGUUUAACCAUUAAGACAAGGAACCAUAAUAGAAUGUUUUAAAUUCGGGCCGAAAUGAGUUGAGUCCACAUCUUCUUAUCUGGAGACUGUAAAUUGCAGCUCUGUGUGCGUCUGCAGCUAAAGUCAUAGGAACGUGUGUUUAUGCACUUUAACUCCACAAACCACAAGCACACUCGCUGUUUUAAAUCAGAAUCACACAGUGGCUUUGGAAAGCGUCAGAACAUUUAAAACCACAUUCAUUAUUCAGUAUUAGUGUUUUUAUCUUCUCAAUGUCACUGUGGGUAAUUAUGUGUUGGAGUAAUUGUCAAAACAGUUCAGUUAUUUUGAAUAAAUAUGUAAAUUUCAGUAGAGUGUGCAACAAGUGAACACUCUCUGAAGCCACUGAACAUUUCUUCAUAAUGUGAGCUACUUACUGUAAUUAUGGAUAAAACUUGAGAGCUUUUAAUGUAUUACUACAAACAAUCUACUUGAUUGAUCUCAUGAUUGUAAGCUAAUUGUAAAAAAAAAUGUUCGCCAUCUGAGUUUUGUUCCCUAAAGUUGGUUUUGAUUCAUGUUGCUGUAAGUAUUCUGUAAUGUAAAUGAACAUGUACAGUGUAACCACAGGGGGUGACUCAUCAUGAAUGUAUGAAGUAGCUGCUCUAAUCAUGCAGUAGAUUAAUGCUUAUAGUGUUCUACCUUACGAGCUUCUAUUGUCUUCACAUUUAUAUUUAUUUAAUUAACAGAGUAUUUAGGUGUAUGUCAUUUGGUGUCUGGCAAAUCUGGCUUGAGUUAUUUUCUAAUUCAUCAUACAUCCGGUUUUAAAGGACAGGAAACAAUGAAGCAAAUGUUUUUCCUCAAGUUUGCGACUGUCAGCUGUCAUCUUAAAUAACCCUCUGACAAAUCUUGUGAUUAUCUGCCAUCACUCACUUUGAGACAACUUUCCUUUCUGUGUGUCUUUGACUGUAUAGAGUCACUUUUUGGUCAAAAUGCCAGAUUUCUGAUGUUGGGACAAAACUGUUCAUGUAAGCAGGAGGAAUGUGAGAUCACAUCACAGCUUGUUCCUUCGGGUUCAAGCGCCAAACGUCCACAUCAGACCCAUCUGCUCUGACGUCACCGACUGAAUGGAAAUAAAUGACUGAGGUGUUGA
This is a messenger RNA of Acanthopagrus latus (yellowfin seabream), 3097 nucleotides long. RefSeq names its product calcyon neuron-specific vesicular protein (gene caly). The transcript has 5 exons. Gene Ontology annotation, molecular function: clathrin light chain binding. Gene Ontology annotation, cellular component: membrane; endosome. NCBI's taxonomy places the organism in Eukaryota, Metazoa, Chordata, Actinopteri, Spariformes, Sparidae. The record is from RefSeq and is a predicted model, not a curated record. Gene Ontology annotation, biological process: clathrin coat assembly; endosomal transport; G protein-coupled dopamine receptor signaling pathway. The coding region runs from base 280 to 1155 and encodes 291 amino acids.